This is a messenger RNA of Lineus longissimus, 3296 nucleotides long. Its product is annotated as dipeptidyl peptidase 3-like. NCBI's taxonomy places the organism in Eukaryota, Metazoa, Nemertea, Pilidiophora, Heteronemertea, Lineidae. The record is from RefSeq and is a predicted model, not a curated record. Gene Ontology annotation, biological process: proteolysis. The transcript has 15 exons. Gene Ontology annotation, molecular function: dipeptidyl-peptidase activity; metalloexopeptidase activity. Gene Ontology annotation, cellular component: cytoplasm. The coding region runs from base 112 to 2424 and encodes 770 amino acids.
AUACCAUUACCAACAUUCAAAACAUUUAUAAGCAUUAAAAGAAGUGUGUGAAUGUUUAUUUGAUAAGUUUCAUAUUUUACUGAAUCAAAAUAAUAACAUUUUUGAAUUGUGAUGAGUUCUCCAAUCCAGCUUAAGGCAGAUCAAUUUUCAGGUCGCACUUCAGAAUUGAUAGCUAUGGAAAACACUGUCGUGGAGAAGUCUCAGUUUAUCCUUCCCAAUGAUACUGGGGUGGUUCUGCUCGAUUGCAAGACGGCAUUUGAGGGCCUAACGCAGAAGGAACGUCAUUAUGCCUAUCAUCUCUCUCAGGCUUCAUGGUAUGGUGGCCUCAUUGUCCUCAUUCAGACGUCCCCAGAAGCGCCAGGGGUCUUCCUGUUGCUGCAGAAGCUCUUCCGAGCUCAGACCCCAAGUGAACUGGAAGUUAUUGCCAAGGCUCUAGGGAUAUCAGAGGGAGAGUAUCAGGCCCUCCUGAUCUAUGCAGCUGGUUUUUAUGCAAACAUGGGCAACUACAAGUCCUUUGGUGACACAAAGUUUAUCCCAGAUAUCCCCCAGGAUAAAUUUGAGGCGUUGUUAAAGGCGAGUGCGGCAUAUAAAGCUGACCCUGAACAUAUCAUGAAGCUGUGGGAUGCUGUGGGGGUACCCAUGUUCGAGUUGAAUGAGAGGAACAAACAACUUGGACUCGGCAAGAAGGGCAUAACGACUUACUUCUCUUCAAACUGUGUUAUGCAUGAUGCUGACUAUUCUCAAGAGUUCCUGACAUCAAAGGACUUGAGUGCUUACAAUACGCGACUGUUCAAAAAAGUGGACCAUGCGACAGGUCGGAAAACCUAUGAAGUGAAGUUGGCUUCUGCUGAAACCUCUAGUGAGCAGAUUUCUGGAUAUCGAGAUGUGCCUGAGCUUGGUAAAUAUGAAUUUACCCCAAAAGCGCAUGAUGCUAAAGGAAUUACCUAUCAUGUGGAGGUCACCAGAGGAGAUUAUUCAAGUAUUCUCAAAAAAGUGGUGGAAAACUUCAAAGCUGCUAAGGAGUAUGCAGCAAAUGAAGCCCAAUCUAAAAUGCUAGAGUAUUACAUUGAGAGCUUCACAACUGGUUCCAUACCUGCCCACAAGGACGGCUCCAGAUGGUGGAUCAAAGACAAGGGGCCUAUUGUAGAAAACUACAUUGGUUUCAUCGAAUCCUAUCGGGAUCCUUAUGGAACAAGGGGAGAAUUUGAAGGAUUCGUUGCAGUUGUUAACAAAGAAAUGAGCGUCAAGUUCACAGACCUCGUCAAUGACGCUGAGCAUCUUCUCCCAUUGUUGCCGUGGCCAUCGUCCUAUGAAAAAGACACAUUCCAAAGACCUGAUUUCACGUCGUUGGACGUUGUGACAUUCGGCGGCAGCGGCAUCCCAGCUGGAAUCAACAUUCCUAACUAUGAUGACAUCAGACAAGAAGAAGGCUUCAAGAACGUCUCCCUAGGAAACGUUCUGUCGGCAGGCUACAAGGAUACAAAGAUCACAUUCCUUGAGGAGGAGGACAAAGUUCUCUACGCGGACCUGAAGGCCGCAUCAUUUGAGGUUCAAGUCGGUCUUCACGAGUUGCUCGGUCACGGAAGUGGCAAGCAGUUCAAAAAGGAAACAGAUGGACAGUUCAACUUUGAUACGGAAAACGUCCGCCACACAGAAACCGGAGAGAAGAUAACGAGUUGGUACGAGGCAAAGGAAACGUACGAUUCAAAGUUUCCUGUGAUAUCUUCAUCGUAUGAGGAAUGCCGGGCGGAAUGUGUUGGUCUCUAUCUCUGCCUCUCCUCUGAGGUGCUCAGAAUAUUUAGUCACACUGGUAGCAAAGCAGACGACAUCAUCUAUAUCAACUGGUUGAAUAUGGUCAGAGCUGGUCUGCUGGCUUUAGAAUUCUACACACCGGAGAACAUGAAAUGGCGACAGGCUCAUAUGCAAGCCCGAUAUGUGAUCUUGCAAGUCCUUCUUGAAGCUGGUGACGGCCUUGUCACUGUGAAGAAAGUCAUUGGUGAGGAUGAACAGCCAGACCUCAUCAUCAAGUUGGACAGGUCCAAGAUCAACUCAGUUGGAAAACCAGCUAUUGGGAAGUUCUUGACGAAACUACAGGUGUACAAGGCCACAGCUGACUAUGACUCAGCCAAAAAGAUGUACGACCAUUACUCCGAAGUCCAUGAUGAUUCUGAACCCCACUUCCUGACGCUCAGGGCCAUUGUGCUCAAGAGGAAACAGCCGAGAAAAAUGUUCGUGCAGACCAACAUGGUGGUCUCUGGAGAUGGUGACAUCACAUUGAAAGAGUAUGAUUCAAGUGCCUCUGGUCUGAUCCAGUCAUUCAUUGAUCGCUUCUGUUCGCCAGAAGUUGACAACACUUUGGAGGAAUUAUGGGUAGCGGAACGUCCUCACCACACUCCACGCAGGAGAUUAGAAAGUACGCAAUAGGUCAUGAACUUGACAGUACAUGUGGGUUGAUAUCCAAAGUGUUUUUUUCUGAUCGUCACAGAAAAAUAGGAUAUAGCGUGUCCUGAAACCACCCAGUGUGUAUGAAUUUUCAGCUGGUUGGUUAAUAUUCGAGUGGGCCACAAAACAAUUUUAUGAAAGGUCUGUACCAACCUUUGAUAACAAUUUAACAACUAAGAUUACAUGUAACUCUUUCGGUUUAGAGUUUGAAGGCAAAUUCUGCUUAGUGGAACUUCAUUUUCUGGUAUGAGCUGUAGUUUGGUUUGCUGUACUGAAUGUAGAUUGGAACCCCAAAAAUGUUUAUGUGCCUUUGUUUUCGUGCUAAUGACUAAUUGCAAAUAUGUAUGGCAGCUGAAGAGAAGAUUACGGUAACUUAAAAUCACUGUUACAGGUUACUGACCUGGCGUAACUAACAUAACUUGUGCCGAAUUUGAAUAAUUUUAUGUGCUUCACAAUAUGUGCUGUACUAUAUAUUGUAGUUUCUACAUCAGACAUUGGUAAAUGACUUAUUGAAUGAAAUGGAUUAUAUGAUUAUGCCAGAACUACAGGUGUGUAGACAAAUGAUUUUGUUUAUCAGUUUGCGUUCCUGAGCUUUAAAGCUCCCUGGGUCACCUUGGAAAUGGAUGCAGCUGGUUUAUAUCAAGGGGACAGCUUUAUCUCUUUGCAUCCACAUAUUUGGGCCCAAAUCAAAAGUACAAAAUCUUUUUUUUGUCACCCAGUAUCAUCCAUUGUCUUAUUGCUCUUGAUGGUUCACUUCAAUGCAAUGAGUUUCUGGGGUUGAGUUUGGGGUUUUUGAACCUUCUGAAUGAGACUAACUGUGUGAAAUUGUGGAAUAAACGAUGCAGAAAUCAUAA